AACUCCCUUCCCUUGGUCCUUUCUGCUCUGUUGCUUUGUCACACCACUCAGCUCUCUUUCUGAGACCUCCUUAUACACUCCCUCAUGGUUGGCUCUGUGUAUAAAGUGUGUCCUGGUGAGGCUGGAGGUUCUGCACAUGUACUUUCCUCUGAAGACACCAGAUGAAGUCUCUUGGAAUGGAUGUAUACAAAGCUAAAGUGGCAUCUUUGUAAGUACAAUGGAUAACGCCCAUGGCACAGAGGUCAAGUUUAGACUAGAUGAGGGAACUGAGCAUCCCACGGCCCUGAGAGGACAGUGGUCCAGCAAAAUAGAGUUUCUCUUGGCUGUUGCAGGACAGAUUAUAGGGCUGGGAAAUGUGUGGCGGUUUCCUUACCUUUGCUACAAAAAUGGAGGAGGGGUAUUCUUUAUCCCAUACAUACUUUUCCUUUUCUCCUGUGGCAUCCCCUUGUUUUUGCUGGAAACAUCCAUUGGCCAGUACACAAAGCAGGGAUCAAUCACCUGUUGGAAGAAAAUUUGCCCACUUUUUGAGGGGAUGGGUUAUGGCUGUCAAGUGGUUGUUUUGUACUCCAGUAUCUAUUAUAUAGUGAUACUAGCCUGGGCAUUCCUGUAUCUCUUCUCUUCUUUCAACUCUGAACUUCCAUGGGCUACCUGUCGAAACAGCUGGAACACAGAAAACUGUGUGGAGUUUGAUCAAAAAUCGGAUUACUUCAACAUGACUAUUCCUGAAAAUGCAACUUCACCAGUGAGAGAGUUUUGGGAGAGGCGAAUUUUAAACAUCACAGGCAGCAUUGAAGAAUUGGGCAGUAUUAGAUGGGAGUUGGCUCUCUGUCUGCUAUUGUCUUGGAUCAUCUGUUACUUCUGUGUGUGGAAAGGAGUCAAGUCUACGGGAAAGGUGGUUUACUUUACUGCUACUUUUCCUUAUUUGAUGCUUGCUGUGUUGCUCAUCCGGGGAAUCACAUUACCUGGAGCCUCUGAUGGCAUAAAGUUCUACCUUUAUCCAGAUCCAUCUCGCCUUGCCGAUCCACAGGUAUGGAUGGAUGCCGGGACGCAAAUAUUUUAUUCCUUUGCAAUCUGUAUCGGUUGUCUAGUUGCACUGGGCAGUUAUAAUAAGUACAACAAUAACUGCUACAAGGAUUGUGUGUAUUUGUGCCUGUUGAACAGUGGAACCAGUUUCGUCGCUGGUUUCGCCAUCUUUUCUGCACUUGGAUUCAUGGCCUAUGAGCAGAACACAGACAUAUCAAAAGUGGCGGAAUCAGGACCUGGUUUGGCGUUUAUCGCCUAUCCUCGAGCCGUGGCCAUGAUGCCUUUUCCUCAGCUUUGGGCAGUAUUUUUUUUCAUAAUGAUUAUUCUUCUGGGACUGGAUAGUGAGUUUGUAGGUCUUGAAGCUCUCACAACGGCAAUAUCUGACCUGUAUCCCUCCUUCUUCCUAAUCGGCCAUCGACGUAAACUUCUGCUUCUAGGCCUCUGUGCUGUCAGCUUCUUCAUUGGUCUUAUCAUGGUGACGGAAGGUGGACUAUACAUCUUCCAGGUGUUUGACUACUAUGCCUGCAGUGGAAUGACUUUGCUCCUGUUUGCUAUCCUGCAGUCUGUGGGCAUUGGAUGGGUGUAUGGCGCUGAGCGCUUUUACGAUAACAUCGAGGACAUGAUCGGAUACAGACCGUUUCCCCUCAUUAUGUACUGUCUGAAAUACGUCACUCCAGUGAUUUGCAUGGGGACUUUUAUUUUUUCCUUGGUUAAGUACACCCCUCUGAAGUUUAACAAUACAAUAGAGUACCCAUGGUGGGGUUAUGCUCUGGGCUGGUGGUUCACGCUCUCUUCAACCCUCAUAGUUCCCAUCUGGAUGCUGUACAAUCUGGUAAAAACUCCUGGUACCCUACGAGAGGUAAGCAUUUUCAUAUCUGCACAGAAUAAAAACAUUUCUAAUCAACUUCUGUUAAAACGUCUGUGCUUCUGUUGCAGAGGAUGUCUAUCCUGUGCACUCCAGCUGAAGACCUUCCUUUGACCAAGUCAGAAAAAAAAGCUUUGGAACUUCUCAACUUGCCCCAGUCUAUGAGUAACGUGGAGUGACAAGGACAAUCAGUCCCAUAGGAUGAGACAUACUUCAGGUUCGCUAAACCUGAUCCCUUCGUGCCAUCUUUAAGAUGUUUGAACUCUAAAGUCGGAUCCUAAAACAGCCCUUAAUCAAAAUGCACAGAAAACAUUUAAAUUCCCCAAAUAUUUUCCUAUAUUUCCUUUUUUUUGAUAAUAUAAAAUAUCAUUAUUCAACAACCAAUGCACUUUGGAUGUGUUACUUGUUGGCCAAUUAAGCACUACAGAGUUUAAUAGUCAGUAUGAAAUAUUUUAGUUUCUUCGUCGUCUUUGUUUUUUUUAACUUACUAUUAAAAACAAAAUAAGUGUAAAAGAGUUUUCUUCUAUGGCAAAAGAACUUUUGAACAAAUUGACACUUAAAAUCCUGUUACAUAAAAUCUAAAUGUUUUAAUCCUCCAUCAGCAUGCACAGGAUUUACUGUACAUGGGUUUGUUUUUUUUGGCAAAACAGA
This is a messenger RNA of Cyprinodon tularosa, 2539 nucleotides long. RefSeq names its product sodium- and chloride-dependent GABA transporter 2-like. The record is from RefSeq and is a predicted model, not a curated record. NCBI's taxonomy places the organism in Eukaryota, Metazoa, Chordata, Actinopteri, Cyprinodontiformes, Cyprinodontidae. Bases 218 to 2002 code for a protein of 594 amino acids. Gene Ontology annotation, biological process: sodium ion transmembrane transport. The transcript is spliced from 14 exons. Gene Ontology annotation, cellular component: membrane.